Rattus rattus (black rat) is the source of this 927-nucleotide messenger RNA. RefSeq names its product olfactory receptor 5B3-like. Gene Ontology annotation, molecular function: G protein-coupled receptor activity; odorant binding; olfactory receptor activity. Gene Ontology annotation, biological process: G protein-coupled receptor signaling pathway; sensory perception of smell. The record is from RefSeq and is a predicted model, not a curated record. Gene Ontology annotation, cellular component: membrane. The transcript has a single exon. Lineage: Eukaryota; Metazoa; Chordata; Mammalia; Rodentia; Muridae. Bases 4 to 927 code for a protein of 307 amino acids.
CUGAUGGAGAACAGGACAGAAUUGACAUGGUUCAUCCUAAUGGGAGUCAGUGAUGAUCCAAGCCUGCAGCUUCCCCUCUUAAUCACCUUCCUCCUCAUCUACAUUAUCACCUUGGUAGGAAACCUGGGGAUGAUACUUUUGAUACUCUUGGACUCUCAGCUGCACAUCCCUAUGUACAUUUUCCUAAGUAACCUAUCCUUGGUGGACUUCUGUUACUCUUCAACAAUCACUCCAAAGGUUAUAGCUGGAAUCAUUACAGGAGACAAGAUCAUGUCCUACAAUGCUUGUGCCUCUCAGAUGUUCUUUUUUGCAAACUUUGCCAAUGUGGAAAACUAUCUUUUAGUCUCAAUGGCCUAUGAUCGUUAUGCAGCAGUGUGUAAACCCCUACAUUAUGCCACUACCAUGACAACACAAGUGUGUGCAUGCCUAGUCAUUGGCUGUUACAUCUGUGGUUUCCUGAAUGCUUCUAUCUAUACAUUGAAUGCGUUAAGUGUCUCCUUCUGUUCAUUAAAUGUGAUCCAUCAUUUUUUCUGUGACAUUCCAGCAGUCAUGAUUGUAUCUUGUUCUGAUAGACAUAUUAAUGACCUGAUUCUUAAGUCCUUAGCCAGCUUCAACAUCUUCUUUGCUCUUAUACUUAUCUUAAUAUCCUACAUGUUCAUUUUUACCAAUAUAUUAAAGAUGCACAAUACUUCAGGAUAUCAAAAAGCUCUCUCUACUUGUGCCUCGCACUUUACAGCUGUCUCAAUUUUCUAUGGGACAAUCAUAUUCAUGUACUUGCAGCCCGGCUCCAGUCACUCCAUGGACACUGGCAAAAUUGCAUCUGUGUUCUACACCAUGGUCAUUCCCAUGUUGAAUCCAUUGGUUUACAGCUUGAGGAACAAGGAUGUAAAAAGUGCAUUCACAAAAAUUGUAUUGAGGUCAAGAUAA